AUGGAAGAGGUUCCUAUCAAUAAAUUUGCAUUAUCUUUCGAAAACAAUCGCUUAACUUACUGCGGACAAGAUUGCACAAAAAUCCCGUCCGUACUAUGGAAAAUGUACGGUCCUAAAGUGCAUUACAUGGAUCUAAGUUACAACAGUAUGGAGACGCUCAAAGGCUUGGAGAAUUUCACGAGGCUACAAGAACUGAUCUUGGACAAUAAUAAGUUAGAUGACAACAUUCGUUUUCCAUUCCUACCUCAUUUAAGGACACUUUCAUUGAAUAACAACAAGUUAACAGAUUUAGAGGGAUUGAUCGAAAAAGUGAGUGAACAGCUGCCUGCGCUUACUUAUCUCAGCUUACUCAGCAAUAAAGCGUGUCCAAACCAACUUUCCGACUGCGAUAAAGAUGACUCCGACUACCAGAGAUAUAGAUAUUUUGUUAUUUACAAACUUCGUAACCUGCGUUUCCUCGACUCUCGACGAGUGUCCGCGUCUGAACACGCGGAAGCACUCACACGUGGUGAAUUCACGAGAGUUCGGCGCCCGCCCAUGACCGACGUGCCGCCAUACACACCGCCUACAAACGGACCGCUCGCUCGACCACUACCCGUAGACUUCUCGUCGCUAGGCAAACAUAAAGGUGCCUUCGGGAAAUGUCGAUACAAAUACACUGGCAAACACUCUGAAGGCAACAGAUUCAUUGUUAACAGUGAUUUGUGA
Parnassius mnemosyne (clouded apollo) is the source of this 708-nucleotide messenger RNA. The record is from the annotation of a GenBank genome assembly. NCBI's taxonomy places the organism in Eukaryota, Metazoa, Arthropoda, Insecta, Lepidoptera, Papilionidae.